Molecule: messenger RNA, 1729 nt
Organism: Clarias gariepinus (North African catfish)
Lineage: Eukaryota; Metazoa; Chordata; Actinopteri; Siluriformes; Clariidae
Gene: hemk1
Product: HemK methyltransferase family member 1
Exons: 11
Coding region: 72-1112 (346 amino acids)
Biological process (GO): protein methylation
Cellular component (GO): mitochondrion
Molecular function (GO): nucleic acid binding; protein methyltransferase activity
Source: RefSeq, a predicted model, not a curated record
GCCUGGGCCUCGUGCUCCUCUAAUCACACUGCCGUUUAUUCCCAUGUUAAGAUGCUGACCUGCAGAUGUGAAUGAUGUUAAGUUUGACGUCAUUAAUGAGCAGAUCUGUCUGGACUUACAGGAGCCUUACUGAGCGAAUAGGAAGAGGAAUAAUACAGCAGCAGGCUCGGUUGUGUUUGCCGUGUGGAGGUGUAGGUGGCGCUCUUGCUCCUCCUGUAGACUGCAGUGUUACGGCAGAGCAGGCGGUGAGAGUGUGGGCGCAGUGCUUCCAGGAACAUGGAAUUUCUGAGCCUCUCCUCUCCUCACACUACAUCAUAGCUCACGUCCUGGGAAAGAAAACUCUGCAAUGCGUGAAGAAGAGGAAACUCCAAGACAGACUGAGUGACAAAGAACGAGAGAAUGUGUGGGAGCUAUGUUCCAAACGUCUGACAAGGAUGCCGGUACAGUAUGUGAUUGAGGAGUGGGACUUCAGAGAUCUGACGCUGAAGAUGAGACCUCCAGUGUUCAUUCCCCGCCCAGAGACAGAGGAACUAGUUAGUUUGGUGUUGAAGCAUCUGCGCUCACAGUGGAGAGAGCAUCCUUUGCGAUGCCUGGAGGUGGGCUGUGGAUCAGGUGCCAUCUCUCUAAGCCUACUGCAAAGUAUACCACAGCUCAAGGCAGUUGCCUUGGACCAAAGCCAGGAAGCAGUGUGUCUAACUAAGGAAAAUGCAGAAAGACUUGGGCUUCUGGACCGACUGGAAGUUUAUCAUCUAGAUAUUAUGAAGGAUGCUGAUUUGACCCUGAGAAGCUGCGCUCCUGUUGAUGUAAUUGUUAGCAACCCUCCUUACUUAUUUUCUCAGGACAUGGAGUCUCUGCAGGAAGAAAUACUCAGAUUCGAAGACCACUCAGCAUUGGAUGGGGGUUUUGAUGGCAUGUCAGUAAUCAGGCAGAUUCUAACACUAGCUCCAAGACUCCUUACAGAUGAAGGUCAUUUGUAUUUGGAGGUGGAUCCACGCCAUCCUCCAUGCAUAAAGCAUGAGGUCGAGGAAAGCACGCUGGGGUUGCAGUAUUUGGAAACACACUGUGAUUUCACUAACAGGUUGCGGUUCUGCAUUCUUCAGAAGGGAGGAUGAACUAAAAGAGGAACCUGUGGACUUGAGGCACUUAGACAGCACAUAGCUUGAGAGAAAGCUGAUCUUAAAGUGAUGGCUCAAGCGACAUAUGUGAAGAAGCGAAUUCUGCACCGUUCUGCCAAAAUGUAUUACUUACACCACACCUCCUGCCAUAGCGUACUGUGAUUCUGGUGGGUGUUUAAGGUUUGAGUUUUAUUCCCGAAAUGGGUUAUAAUAGAAAGACAGACCUGCCAAAGCACUGAGAUUUAGGCUUUUCAGCAGUUUCUUUAUUUGCAUAGUGUUGUUAGAAGGAAACCCUGACCAUAAAUGGUAGUAACACAAAAGUAAAAGUAACACAGUAUGACCUGUUUGAGGGCUAUUAACACUUUGAAGGUGUUGUCAUGCUCGUAGGAUUAUUUGUUUAAUAAACCUGUCUUGUUCAUGGGGGUGUGUUCAUGUUGUGGUGUAAGACUCUCUGCCAGGAAUGGAAGCUGCUGGUCUAAAUUCCAGUCAGUAUUUGUAUCAGAUGACAGGCGACUCUAGUGUUUCGUCAUUUCUUCUGACUACUGCAGUUAUGCACUUGCAUAAAAAAUAUGGUGUAGCCCAAUGACUUUAAAAAAAUAAAUUCCUGAGCUCUA